Tuber melanosporum (Perigord truffle) is the source of this 1660-nucleotide messenger RNA. RefSeq lists its product as uncharacterized. The transcript is spliced from 2 exons. Gene Ontology annotation, cellular component: Ino80 complex. NCBI's taxonomy places the organism in Eukaryota, Fungi, Ascomycota, Pezizomycetes, Pezizales, Tuberaceae. The coding region runs from base 262 to 633 and encodes 123 amino acids. The record is from RefSeq and is a predicted model, not a curated record. Gene Ontology annotation, biological process: chromatin remodeling.
CUCAAGUCCGAGAUUUUAGCUGCUUUCCCUCAUACACCUAAGUCUGCUCAGGAUUCGUCUCCAACAGCGCAGGCCUCGCCAGGCAGGGAAGGUUCCUCGCCAGUUAAUUCAGAUGUAAACCUAGCCCAGGCACCAGAGAGACCUCGAGGGGUCCCCGGCCCAAAGCCUGGGUCUAAGCGAGGAAGACAGCCAGGUGCAUUACUCGGGAAGCCCGGGCGAAAGAAGACAAAGCUUGAUCCCAACGCCUCCCCAGCGUCUUCGAUGAAUGGCAUAUCUCAUCAUGCCAACCAUGGAAAGUUAGGACCUAAGGCCAACCAAGGCGCAAUCAACGCGCAGUUACGUGCUCUUGAUAGGACCGGAAAGCCUUGCAAGCGUUGGUCCAAGGCUACCUUCAGUUUAAAGUCAUUCACCGGCGUCCAAUGGACUAUCCCGACCUGGGGUGCUCCUAUAUCCGACCAAUCGGCCCCUCCUACCCCACUAGCGGGAAGUCAGAUGGAGGAAGUUUCGGCUGCGCCUUCGGUCACCUCAGAAACACCAGAGAUCAGGGUCCAUGCCGACGUAGAUGCGAUGAACGUCGACAGCGAAUUCCCUGCUCAACCGUUCGUACCGAAUCAGCAGUCGCUAAUGGUAUAAUCUCGAAAGAGACAAACAACGACGAACAGACAUUUCUUGGGCAAUAGUAUGCACCCUCCUUGUUGAUUAACCUCACAUCUCUCGAUUUACCAACCCCUACUGCUAGACCAUCUGUCGCCCACAAUUUGCAUUCCCGUGCACACCUGACUACGUUUUGCGCCUGUAUCAACAAUAGUUCACACAUCGGCCUUCUUAGCUUUGUUCCUUGAAGCGCCUUUUUCCGUCAAAAACAACUAGACAGUCCAUCGCCUUAACCUCUCUUUCUGGCCUUACCUGUCUUAUCUACUUCACUGGCUACUUAAAAAUUUGGGCUCAAACUGGCGUUAUUCAAUAUUUGUUGUAUCAUUAUCUACUCGAGUAUCAUCACUCACAAAACCUCUGCUCUUUUAUUUUAUUACUUGUUCGCCUUUAGCCAAUAACUUGCUCGGUUGAUGUACUUACCUGUUAUUACUUAUCUAUCUACCAAAUAACUUCACUACCCCUUUCUUUAUCGUCCCUUUCCUCUUCCUUUUCUUGCCUUCUCCUUUCCUCUCUUUGCUGGUAAAUAAAGAGAUGAGAUUUUGUCUUGGCGUUAGUAUCUUUCUUUCUUCUUUUCUACCUUUUCAUACUUGACUGCCAGAAAUAACCGCAGCGAGCUACAGCCUUGAUGGGUUUCCUUUCCUUUCCUUUCAUUUUUUUCUUUUUGCGUUCUGUUCCUCUUUCCCUCGUCCCAAAAUUUUCUUCUUUUGUGGUGGUAUCCCGGUCCGUUUGUACUCGUAGGUUCGUGCUUUAGACGGGGGGUAUGGUAUGGUAACUAACUUAUUUUUGGGCAUUUUCCAUUUUCUUUUUUCAUGUUCGCCAUAUUAUGAUGGGUGGGGGUGGAUGGAUGGACACCGGUUUGUGGGAGGCAAAGGGAAAAGGAAAGGGGAAAGUAAAGGGGGAGGGAAUACGGUGCACAGGUUCUCUAUCGGCAGUAUGAUAUUCUAUUUCUUUUGCUGUUUUGCGGGGAGUAAUAUACUUAUAAUAAUACUAUUUCUUUUCAUUUUCA